Columba livia (rock pigeon) is the source of this 1450-nucleotide messenger RNA. RefSeq names its product TEN1 subunit of CST complex (gene TEN1). The transcript has 4 exons. Gene Ontology annotation, biological process: negative regulation of telomere maintenance via telomerase. Lineage: Eukaryota; Metazoa; Chordata; Aves; Columbiformes; Columbidae. Gene Ontology annotation, molecular function: telomerase inhibitor activity; single-stranded DNA binding; telomeric repeat DNA binding. The record is from RefSeq and is a predicted model, not a curated record. The coding region runs from base 294 to 674 and encodes 126 amino acids. Gene Ontology annotation, cellular component: CST complex.
GCGGUGAGCGGAGCGCGGAGCUGGAGUCGGGGCUGGGGUUGAGUUAAAUCGGGUUUAAGGGUGCGCGGAACGGGCUGUAGCUGGCGAGGGUGGGCGUUAAACUGUGCUUUAAAUCCUGCAUUAGACUGGGCGUGCAGUGGGCUGAAGCUGUGCGUGCCCUAAAUGCACAGAUAACGUGCAUUAAAUACACACGUAACGCGCUGCACCUGGAGCAGGGAGCGCUGGUGAACUGGGUGUGCCGUUUGCAUUUGAGGCCGGGAUUGCAUUAAAUUGCCCAGCAGCGGGUGUGUGAGAUGCUGCCAAGUGCUGGUGUCUAUUAUUUCCCAUGGGAGAUCAACAGCUCAAUCCCAGAGGGGGAAGCACUGAGGACAUUUGGCAGGUUAUGCCACUAUGACCUGGCUCGGUCCGAAGCCAUUCUCACUGCUCAGCACAGCUCAGCUCAGUACCGGGUCUGUGUGGACACCAAGUUUGUGGAGCCGUUCGAAGCCCAGCUGGGAUCUUGCUACUUGGUCUUGGGAGAGGCUGAACACAGGGAAGGUGAGGGUCCAGUGGUAAAGGCACGAAUAUUGACCUGCGUGGAAGGGAUGAAUGUGCCCCUGCUGGAACAAGCCAUACAGGAGCAGAGGAAAUACUUCAGCGCGAGGCAGGAGCAGAUGGGAAACAGCAUGUCCUGACAGCAGCUCUGAGACAGCCAUACGCUGGUCCCUGCCCUGCCAUUUGCAAGAAAUAUGUUAGAAGUAAAUUUAGAAGGUGGGUUUGCAACAUACUGCUUUUUGCCAUGGUGAAUGGCAAAGUAAAUUCACUAAGCGGGGAAAUACUUGAAGACUGUGAGUCAGUAUGUGACUGUGGGUUGUCCACUCAUGCCAGGUGUCAUCACCAAAAAUAGCUCUGGGAAGCAGGUUUGUUCUCUGUUUAAAAGGGUGGUUGAGGAAAGGGAGCACUUGAGUUAUACUGGUCCUUCUGUAAGGCAAGGCUUGGAGACAUCAGAAAAAGGGGAAGUCUCUGAAUCUCGUGUUAAACAGCUCACACCCAAAAGCCAAAGCACAGCGGGUUAUUGGGCUGUUACCAGAUCCGAGGCAAAGGGCAUUAGGACAAAGUUCAUUAGCCUUGUGUGGCUGCGGGUCAAUGAAAGCGUGUGUUUGGUUACCAUGAUGGAGCUGCCACACGGGAGUAUUCCGGCAAAACACUCACAUACCUGGACUGACCAACAAAGAAACAAGAACAACAAGUCACUAUUUUCAGUAGCACCUGCCUCUUCAGGUUUUCAGGAGCUGGUGUCCAAGGUGGGGAACUGACUUGAGCUCUAAAAUAAAUAUUUGCAGUGCCCUGAGAAACACCACUUGACUUUCUUGCUUGACACAGCUAAGUUUAGGAAGCCUUAAAUCACUAUUUUUUGAAGCACUGAAAGGUUUUGAUUGAUACUUUCCUAAAUAAAGACUGAAAAAUAAAA